AGAAAAAGUAUUUAUAAUGUGGUAUUCUUCUGUUUUGGUCCUCCUUAAAUCACGGGCAUGAUGGCAUUUAUCCUCUGUUUAUUUAUCCGUUUGUCCACUUAGGUUCUGUUGAGUUUAUUGCUCAGCUUCAGCUGAUGCAACUCGAUGCAAGUAAAGUCAACGAGAAGACAGACCUAAAAACUGAGAUGAAGAAAACUGCUGCAGACAAGGGCUUUAGAAUUGUUGACAACGGAGGAUCAGGAAAUUGCAUGUUCUAUGCUUUGUCAGAUCAACUGGAAAUUGCCAUGAGAAUCAAAAUCAAACAUGACGAAUUAAGACAAAGACUGGUCCAGUACCUCAGAAAAAACCCGAAACUACCGGAUGAAACAAAUCUGUUUAAUUUCGUCCAUGGACAUCAAUCAUGGGCUGAUUACUUAACGUACAUGGAGCAAGAUGGCGCUUGGGGUGACCAUGUUAUUCUAUGUGCCGCAGCAAACUGCUACAAAACUUGCAUUCGUGUGGUCAGCAGUCUUUCUGCAGCUCCCGAAGUUAUCGUACGGCCACAAUGUCCUGUUGACAAAAGCAGGACACUUGUGUUGGGACACAUCCAUGAAGUACACUAUGUUAGCCUUCAUUCCACACAAGACAAUCCAGUGGGAGAGGAGAGUUGUAAAAGUGAUGAUCCUUCAGAAAGUAAACGUGGAGAGCUAGCAGGUUCUGUUGAGUUUAUUGGUCAGCUUCAGCAGAUGCAACUCGAUGCAAGCAAAGUCAAUGACAAGACAGACCUAAAAAUUGAGUUGAAGAAAAUUGCUUCUGACAAGGGCUUCAGAAUUUUUGACAAUGAAGGAUUAGGGAAUUGCAUGUUCCAUGCUUUGUCAGAUCAACUGGAAAUUGCUAUGGGAAUCAAAAUCAAGCAUGACGAAUUAAGACAAAUAUUGGUCCAGUACCUCAGAAAAAACCCUAAACUACCGAAUGGAACAAAUCUGUUUAACUUCGUCCAUGGACAUCAAUCAUGGACUGAUUACUUAACGUACAUGGAGCAAGAUGGUGCUUGGGGUGACCAUGUUAUUCUACAAACCGCUGCAAACUGCUACCAAACUUGCAUUCGUGUGGUCAGCAGUCUUUCCGCAGCUCCCGAAGUUAUCGUACGACCACAAUGUCCUGUUGACAAAAGCAGGACACUUGUGUUGGGACACAUCCAUGAAGUACACUAUGUUAGCCUUCAUUCCACACAAGACAAUCCAGUGAGAGAGGAGAGUUGUAAAAGUGAUGAUUCUUCAGAAAAUAAACGUAGAAAGCUUGCAGGAGGGGAGGUGAGUUGUAAAAGUGGUGAUCCUUCAGAAAACAAACGAAGAAGGCAUGCAGUAAAACAGGGCACCCCAACAAAGGAUGAACUGGAGAAAGUAGGGAAAGAAAUUGCUGGAAAGUGGCUGCAGCUAGGGCGUCGCCUAGGGGUCGAGGAUCCAAAACUACAGGACAUAGAUCAAAGAUACAGGCAGCUGCCUGACAAGGGAUACUACAUGCUAAUGACAUGGGAACAGGAGAAUGGUUCUGCUGCAACUUACGAAAUUUUGAAUGCUGCAUUACAGCAUGAACUCAUACAGCGAAGAGACUUAGCAGAACAGAUUUGUCAUAAUCGUGCAGAUAUUCCAGCAGAAGAGGAGAGUUGUAAACGUGAUGAUCCUUCGGAAAAUAAACCCAGAAGGCUUGGAGACAUUUCAGCAGAAGAGAGUUGUAAAAGUGACGGUCCUUCAGAGAAUAAACGCAGAAGGCUUGCAGACACUUCGGAGAAUAAUCAAGCUUCCACUGUUGUUCCACCAGCAGAGGAUAAUAAGAUACUACCUGCUGAAGCAAUAGCAGAGGUGUACUUGAAGGAUGGUGAUAACGAGUACAGCAAAGGAGAGGCUUACAACGCGGUACACUUAUAUACAGAGGGACUGCAAGUGAAUUGCAAAGACAUCCAAGUCAACGCCGCGCUCUAUAGCAACAGGGCAGCCGCGCAAUUGCUUUUUGGAAAUUAUCAAGAAGCUUUGGAUGAUGCUACAGUUUCUGUUCAGUUAGAACCAACUUUCAUAAAAGCCAUAGAAAACGGGGCCAGUGCAUGUGAGCAGCUUCACUUCUAUCAAGAAGCCAUUGGCUGGUGUCAGAAAGGAUUAGCAAUGGACCACAACAACAAGAAGUUACUUGAUUUGUGGACCCAAUGUGUUACUGAGUCAACUGAUGGGACAGAUGAAUCAGGAAGUAAACAGGAAGUAAAGACUAACCGUGACAAAAACAGCGCAGAAAGCGAGGAUAUAAAAGUCAACAAACAACUAUCUCAAACAGCUAUCAAGAAGGUCCUCCAUCACGAGAAAAAUUUGCAUCUUUCUAUCAAAGUGCGAGAAAAACCUGGACAGGGAAAUAGUUAUGGCGAUCUCGGCAAUGGUUAUGAUAGCCUAGGAGAUUUCCAAAGGGCCAUCCAGUAUCAUGAGUGCCAUCUAAAAGUUGCCAAAGAAGAGGGAGAAAAGGCUGGAGAGGGACAGAGUUACUGCAAUCUCGGCAAUGCUUAUAAUAGCCUAGGAGAUUUCCAAAGAGCCAUCCAGUAUCAUGAGCGUGAUCUAGAAAGUGCCAAAGAAGUGGGAGACAAGGCUGGAGAGGGAAAGAGCUACGGCAAUCUCGGCAAUGCUUAUCAGAGCCUAGGAGAUUUCGAAAGAGCCAUCCAGUAUCAUGAGCGUUGUCUAAAAAUUGCCAAGGGAGUGGGAGACAAGGCUGGAGAGGGAAAAAGUUACUGCAAUCUCGGCAAUGCUUAUGAUAGCCUAGGAGAUUUCCAAAGAGCCAUCCAGUAUCAUGAGCGUCAUCUAAAAAUUGCCAAAGAAGUGGGAGACAAGGCUGGAGAGGGAAAGACCACUUCGGGAUUGCGGUCGAUUUUAAAAACGAUAGUUUUUCUGGCAGAAAUAUCUUAUGAGAUUGACGUUGUUUUCCCUUUUGCAGACAAUCCAGUGGGAGACGAGAGUUGUAAGAGUGAUGAUUCUUCGGAAAGUAAACGUAGAAUGCUUGCAGACAUUUCAGCAGGAGAAGAGAGCUGUAAACAGGAUGAUCGUUCAGAAAACAAACGACGAAGGCUUGCAGCACCGUUAAAUGUUGAGAAUUGCCAAGAGCAGCUAAAGUCGUAUUAUCGCACCCUCAGUAAAGUCAAAAUCGUUCCAUGGGAGGACAGCUCUUCCAUUCAGAUUGAUGAGAUCUACACACCUUUGAGUUGGGUCAGAGAUCAAAGGAAACCCAGUGGAGUGACACAAGAGGAACUUGAAGACUACACCGACAUGUUCAAGGGAAACCCAACACGAAUUCUUGUUUAUGGUCGGCCAGGAAUUGGCAAGAGUACGUUUUGUAAAAAGGCUGCAUAUGACUGGUCGAAAUCCUUAAAAGAAAUCAUGAUGAACUUUUACAUUUUGCUUCUGAUUAAGUUGCGAGAUGUUUGUGAUUUGGAAGAUAUCCGUAAGGUUUUACGAGCGUCUAAACGGCUGGCCGGUGAUGGUCCGAUCUCAGUUGACAGUCUAUAUAAUUACAUAAUUAAUAAUAAAGAUAAGGUUCUUCUGAUUUUGGAUGGUUAUGAUGAAUACAGCGGUGCAAAAGAACACCCACCCAUCCUUAAAAUUUGGAAGGGCGAGCAACUAAGAGAUUGCCACAUCAUUGUCUCUACGCGACAGAGUAAAUGUGACGAGAUAAGAGGCCCCAGCCACGUUCAGUUUGAAAUUAGCGGUUUCAAAAGCCGGGAACGAAUCAAAUCCUUUGCGAGAAAGUUUUUGGCAGGCGAGGAUAUUCAAGAGUUCAUGUCCUACUUAAGGGAGAAAGAUCUCCUCGACAUAGCAGAGAUACCUCUCAAUCAAUCGAUCAAUCCUUUAUUUAAACACAUAGUGACUUCAACAAAAGGUACAGAAGAUCUUAGCAAUCUUGGAAAGGUUGCCUUCGAUGCACUGCUACAAGACCGUCUUUACGUACGCUGUAGCGAACUCCCCGACAGUAUUUUAAGAACUUUUGAAAAACUCAGUGAAGUUGGACUUUUCCAGAUUGUCAACAUGACGAGUCCGAAUCGCGAGAAAGGGGCCUAUUUCAUUCAUAAUUCCGUACAGGAGUUCCUUGCAGCCUGGUGGAUAAAGGAGGGAGUAUUGGCGAUAAGAGGUAGUACCUGUUCAAAGCCAAAAAGAGAUAGUAGCCUGUUCAAAGUUGAAACAUUUGAAAAGAUCGUCAAGUUAAGUGAAGUCCUCAAAUUUGCCUGUGGGCUGUCAACAGAAGCCGCGUCCACAGUUUUCCACCUUCUUGAUUCUGUUGGAAGAAAGGAAUCUUUGUCGGAGAUUGAAUUCAUUGUAAUAUCUUGCUUCUUGAUCGAUUCUAACCAGCUGAACAUUGUGGCAAGGGAUCAAGAGUUGCUGAAAUAUGCCUUGAUGCCCAAGUUCAUCUUUUUCUCUGACGAAAAAAGGAAUUCAGAGAAAAGCCAUGGAGACUUGAUCACUGUAGCGGAAUACACGAAAGCUAUUGUUUUGAGCUGUUCGGGCGAAAUGAAACUCGCUGUUUGUUUAAAACAGUGGCCACGUCGUCCUUUGAAAGAGUUCUUCUUGAAGAAAGAAAGAAAAAUUAUGCCUCAUGUUUGUCAAAUUAGUAAGAAUUUAUUUGGUGGCACUUUUCCUACUGAAAUGCUGCGAGAGCUCAUUUCAUCAACAGCAGCUUCUACUCAGGAGAAGCACCUCGGUGAUCCUUUGAAUGAACAUGACAACCAAACAGCUUCGUGUUCGAAUGACAACACUGAUAGUGUCACUGGUCGGACUCCACACAGCCUUUCCUUUCUGAGGAAAAUGGAUACUCUUCACACAGAAAGGCAAGAGAUGGGGACGCUGGCCGAUAUAUUUCCAUUUUGCACUUCUCUGCGAGUUGUACGUAUUUUUGGUAAACCCUCUAAAACCCGUGAUGCUCACUUGACAGAGACCCUGGUCUCUCGUAUCAUUUUCACCAACAGGCUUGAUAGACUAUCACUUGAGAAUAUCAAUUUGACAGCCGAACCUGCUGCAGCCAUCGCCAGAUCUCUGCACUAA
Molecule: messenger RNA, 5045 nt
Organism: Stylophora pistillata
Lineage: Eukaryota; Metazoa; Cnidaria; Anthozoa; Scleractinia; Pocilloporidae
Biological process (GO): nucleoside metabolic process
Molecular function (GO): catalytic activity; protein binding
Source: RefSeq, a predicted model, not a curated record